CGGACACGAGAGGGCAGCAAUUGCGAAAUCGCAAACCCGGAAGUUUAAUGGCUCCCGAGUAAUCUCCGAGCCCAAACUCCCUGUCUAUUUUUAAGAUUUACAAUUUUAUGCAGAUUAUGGAGCAGGAAUAAAGCGUUUUAAGUUUUCAACGACUGCCAGAAUUAUCAGAUUUACUGCUAUGCGGAUUAAUUGUAUUUUAUCUGUGGACUGUGCCCUAGCCAGAAUCCAGCUUGCUGUGCAGUGCUAGUAACUGCUAGGCAGUGUCUGCGGCAGUGCAAACGCAUAAAGACGCCAGAGUUUCGGCCGGAAACUUUGAUGAUUCCUGUCUCGAUUGCGACUUGGUUGUACUAGCCCAGGGGGCCCCAAGGCCAGGCCUGAAUUUUGAAUGACUUUGUCAUGUUCAUGACCAUGUUUUUUAAUGUGCAUGUACACGACUACCCGAACAUAUUAGUCUUGUGCUGUUUCAUACAGAUCUAAACAGUUAAUGAGUUAAAUCUAAAUCUGAAGUGAACCAAAUAAUGUUGGACUUGGACCAGUCUUGGAGUACUAACGAAGUAAAAACACCUAAACCUUUUGAUGUUUCGACAGACAUUUUACAUGUGUAUCGCAGCAAGAAUCUGCAUCGCACAGGCGACCUUGAGACACUCUAAGGACUCCAUCAAUAAACCACAAAUCUUAACAAGGACUUGCCGUUUUCCUCGUGCUGAAGACGUAUUUUCUGUCGCUGUAGGGCGAGAGAUCUGCAGGAUGAUGAGUGAUGAUGGGAAGAGUGAAGAAAUAAAUAAAGGAAGCAUUCAGACUGAAUUGAUUCAAGAUGUCUAUGAUGUUCCCAUGGAUGUGAUCAUUAGACCCAUUCCACCAUCCUUGGAUGAAGCCAAAGUUGAGUCCCUGAUGGAGACCAUACAGGACCCGAGUCAAGUUCACAAGGUACCUCCUAUAGAUGUCCUCUGGAUCAAGGGUCGUGCCGGUGGGAACUAUUACUACUCGUUUGGUGGAUGCCACAGAUUUGAUGCCUAUAAGAGACUGAAGAUGAAGACUAUACCUUGCAAACUAGUUCGAUCUACUGUUCAUGACCUUCGGAUGUACUUGGGUUCAUCGACCCCUGACCUUCUAUAAUUGGCCUGUUUUUAAUUAUUUGAGAUGUAGGGGUCCAUUUGAAUGAUGGGACAGUUUGGUAGUCUGCAGGCACAGACCCUAAUUAAAACUGUAACUGGUUCCGUCAACUUCCGUGACAUUUGCCCCGGCAACAAUUGCUCCACUGUAAAUUCCACACAUUAUGGAAUGCCCAACUUAAGCCCUGGAUUUAAUGAUAUAUCCUAAACCUAACAUAAAAUUUUCUUGCAGCCCUAACCUUACAUCUUAGACGAAAUAAAGUCAAAGCCCAAGCAAAUGUUACUAGUCAACAUCAACAACAGGGUCUCCACGAUCGAG
Molecule: messenger RNA, 1431 nt
Organism: Lytechinus variegatus (green sea urchin)
Lineage: Eukaryota; Metazoa; Echinodermata; Echinoidea; Temnopleuroida; Toxopneustidae
Product: sulfiredoxin-1-like
Exons: 2
Coding region: 577-1116 (179 amino acids)
Biological process (GO): cellular response to oxidative stress
Cellular component (GO): cytoplasm
Molecular function (GO): sulfiredoxin activity
Source: RefSeq, a predicted model, not a curated record